AUGGAAAGUCGAAAGUCUCUCGCUGUUCCUGAUCACCGCGAAAAUGGCUUUUGCAGAAUAUGCAUCGACCAGGCAUCGGACGCCGAACGCCAGGUGCGCUCGAUGCAAUUGGACAUGGAGAACGUGCAGCGACAGUUGCAUUCCGCGACGACGGACCGAGACCAGGCGAUUUUGGAGAACCGACGACUCCAGGACGACCUGGCGGCCGUCAGCUGCGAGCUGAGAAACAUGCGCCAAGAGCUGGAGGCCGCCAAAGCGAAGUCGCACGACUUGAAGAGGCAGCUGCAGACCUACGUGGCCGAAGUCAGACGCGCCGAGGACAUGCUCAGCAAGAAGGAGAACGAGCGCACGGAGAUGCUGGAGCACUUCCGCAGCUUGAGCCUGGAGGCGACGAUGCUGGAGAACAACAACCACAGCCUGGAAACCGAGGCCGCCGAGGCGAGGGCAUCUCUGAGCUCGGCCCGCGAUCUCAUCGCUGACCUCGAGAGGCAGCUUGCUGACAAGGACUGCCUCGUACGGGGCUACGAGGCGCAGAUAACCGAGUUAACGCAGAACGUGGCGACCCUAGAAAUAAAAUUGCAGCAGAAGAGCGGAAUAGAGAACGACUCGAAGCACGAAGUGGACACGCUUCGGGACUUGUGCAUGACGCUGGAACACCAAAAGAAAUGCCUGGCCGACAAGCUGGAAGAGGCGAUCGCCGAUAAAACGAAGCUUGAGAUGCAACUAACGAGGUACAAAUCGGAGCAGGACAUCUUCCAGGAACAAAUGCACUCCGACCACAAGACCAUGGACCGACUCGAGAAACUCCUGGAGGAAGCGAGAAGAGAAACGAUUAACGCCCAACAAGAUAGCCGCGAAAUGGAGAAAGAAGUGCUGGCACUGAAGCAAAAGAUCUGCGAUCUGCAGAACAAAUUGAGUAAAGAAACAUCGGAACUUCGAAAAUACCAGAGAGAAGCUGCGGAAUACAGCAAGCAGAUCAGCGAGCUGCGGAGACAAGUCACUAACGAGAGAUACGAGAGAGUUCGGAUACAAGAGGAGGCGCAUAGUCAACUAAAUGCACCUUUCCCCAUAUGCAGAUCUAGCCACGUUUGUCAUCGUCCAAAAAGUCCGAGCGUGCAGCACAACGUUGCCAAUAGAGCAUCCUGUCACGAGAUGAAUCUGACGUCUUUGCCAGUCGAUAAAAAAUGCUGUUGCAAAGUUGUAGAGAGUACUAAUAUGCUUAAAGAGAAAUCGUCGCGUAAAGUCAAGGUCGAAGCGCCAGCCAGUUGUCAAAAUAAGAGUAGUAUUUAUCUUUGUUCGAGAAAAACUAAGGAUGAUACUGUUGAUUGUAAGGCCGUUGACAGUAAGAAAAUUAAGGAUACACAGAACGAUUGCCGUAAAACGAAGAGUACCAUGAAUGUCGAAGCUUGCAAGUGUUGCGUUUGGAUGAGAAAUCAAAAUGCAAUCACUCCUCAGUGGGUCGCCGACAUUGUGAAUUUAAUGAACAAACUUAUGAACGAGAAGAAAAAACAAAGUACAAGCUGCGGACAUGACAGCGGAGAUGCAAUUGAAAUUGAAAAGAAUAAUGAAGAAAAUGAAGCUUACGACGACAAAGAACUUAUAGUGCACGAGAAAGCGUACGCAGGCCUGCAACGAAACGUCAAGCACUCGGUAAUAGAAACUGGCAGUGCGAACUGCACUGUAUCCACUCAGACUCAGGAACACGUCAUCACCAUAUUGGAUAGCACGAAUCCCCGUCUGAUUACCAUUCUCGCGAAAAUCCAGCAGUACGCUAAGAAAAUCGAAGAAUACUUUCAAAUGAUGCAACAAACUAAUUGCCCCACCAAUCAAACAAACACUAACGGACGACAUACUAUUUCGGGGAUUGAUUCUGUGAAUGACACAGUGAUAAGGCAAACAAGCGAUUGCACAAUGCCUACUGAGUGCAACGAGCAAAUGAAUAUUAACAAGAGACAUACUUCUAUCACGAUGGUUGAACCAGAAAUAGAAAGAGUAAAAGAGCAAUCCUGCGAUCGUACAAUGACAGUCGAGCAGAAGAAAAAAACGGAAUCGUCGAUGUCCACUCGCAAAACAAGUAAUACGAGUCUGGCAGACACUGCAGCGAUCGGAAACGCAGCAUAUACCUCGACCCCACGACGAAAAGUGAAUAGCGAUUGGCAAGUAAACAUCGAUAUAUCGGAAGCAUUGUACUCACUUCAAACAGAUACUGAUUUUGAUCCUAUGGAACAUGAAUUCGAUGAGGAUGUUAGCGAGCUCGAUUCCACAGAAUAUUUGAAGUUGCCAAGAAGUUUGGAGGUACAAGAAAAUCCGGACAGAGGUACAGGUCAUAACAAUUUCGUUAACAAUGUUCGCGAACAGAUUGACGACGUGUAUAUUACUAUGGAAGAGAUUCAGAAGAAAAUUAAUAGCCUUCGCAAAGACGUUUUUUCAGAUUUAGUAAAUAAUCAUUCCGAUGGAAGAGGAAUUUGAGACAUUUUGUGAAAUAUCGUAUUUUAAUUUAUAUCUAUGUGUUCAAUAAUGUACUCUUAUACACAAACCUUUUGUUACGUGUACAUAAUAUAGGAGCUAUUUGAAAUGCCAUGACAGCCUUAUAAUUAUAUAUUUUCUAUAAAUGCUCAGUCAAUAAAACUAUUCUGCUUGCCAUAAAUAUGCAUUACUUCCAUUAGAUUAAUUAUUAAAAUAAAAAUCAAAUAAAUUGUAUUAGUUACAUGGUAAUUUAAGUUGGAUUUCUUGCUUAGCGGUUCGAUAAAGGAGGUUCCGCCCAACCAAAAAAACGUUUUAUUAAUUUAACUUGCAUGUAUUUUCAAAGUUAUAAGUGAAUUAAAGUGACCAGUUUUGAUAACACUUGUUUGAGUGUAAAUAUUCUAACAGUCUUUUCAAGAAAUCGAUAAGUUUGUUUAUUUAUAAAAAAAAAAUUAUAAUCUCGAAGGUUAUGACAGGAGUAAUUUAGAUCAUCAAAAAUCUGUUACAAAUUUCUGAAAAUUAAAUUUUUUGAAUACUACAUUAUAUGUCAACCUUCCAAGAAUGCGUAUAUUAAAUUUCAUAUUUUAAUAUAGAUUAGAAAAAUCUAUCAAAGUGAUUUAGUGAAACAACAUUGUGCCGAGGCAUCUAUGUUUAAACACA
Messenger RNA from Phymastichus coffea, 3123 nucleotides. Its product is annotated as GRIP and coiled-coil domain-containing protein 2-like. The record is from RefSeq and is a predicted model, not a curated record. The coding region runs from base 1 to 2469 and encodes 822 amino acids. NCBI's taxonomy places the organism in Eukaryota, Metazoa, Arthropoda, Insecta, Hymenoptera, Eulophidae. The transcript has 6 exons.